CAAUCCGUAUAAAAGCUCUAUCAGCUGAUCACAACGACAUCACUCAGCGAUCAGUAGUCUUCAGCAAAGCACAUCCUCUACUGCAAUCAUUCCUCCAACCAUGGCUUCCAAAUUCGUUCUGAUCGUCGCUUCUCUGGCUUGCGUCAGCGCCGGAUACAUCCCGAGUGACCACUCCCAUCUGUCCUACGGUGUGGCCCCGGCUGUGAGCUACUCCAAUGUCAUCAAGAACGUUGCCCCAGUGCCAGUGCUGAGCAAGACCAUCCUUCCGGAGCCUCAGCUGUACCACGGAUACGCCCAGACUGCCCCGUCGGUUGUGGUCAGCAAGCCUCUGGCUCUUACCAACCCUCUGCCCGUUUCCUAUGCUGCCCCUCACUCUCUGUACCAGGCUCCGGCUCUCGAGUACACGAAGCCUCUGACUUAUGGCCCAUAUGCCAAGACUGUGAUCGCUGCUGAGCCAACCUACGCCAAGACUGUGAUCGCUGCUGAGCCAGCCUAUGCCAAGACUGUGAUCGCUGCUGAGCCAAUCUACGCCAAGACCAUCGUAUCGGAGCCCAUCUACACCAAGAACGUGUUCGCUGAGCCGAUCUACCCGGCCAAGACGCUGAUCGCUGAGCCCGUGUACGGCAAGAGCAUUCUCGCUCAGCCAGCUCCGAUCUACGGUGGAAUGGUUCUGUCCUAUGGCCCGCAGGUCGCCUACGGAGGCUAUGGAGCCCAUGGCUGUGAUGACCAUCACACGACGCCCCUCUCACAUCCUGUUGUUGCGGAUUUUCGCACACCGCCAAUCCGUAUAAAAGCUCUAUCAGCUGAUCACAACGACAUCACUCAGCGAUCAAUAGUCUUCAGUAAAGCACAUCCUCCUACUGCAAUCAUUCUCCCCACCAUGGCUUCCAAAUUCGUUCUGAUCGUCGCUUCUCUGGCUUGCGUCAGCGCCGGAUACAUCCCGAGUGACCACUCCCAUCUGUCCUACGGUGUGGCCCCGGCUGUGAGCUACUCCAAUGUCAUCAAGAACGUUGCCCCAGUGCCAGUGCUGAGCAAGACCAUCCUUCCGGAGCCUCAGCUGUACCACGGAUACGCCCAGACUGCCCCGACGGUUGUGGUCAGCAAGUCUCUGGCUCUUACCAACCCUCUGCCCGUGUCCUAUGCUGCCCCUCACUCUCUGUACCAGGCUCCGGCUCUCGAGUACACGAAGCCUCUGUCUUAUGGCCCAUAUGCCAAGACUGUGAUUGCUGCUGAGCCAACCUACGCCAAGACCAUCGUGUCGGAGCCCAUCUACACCAAGAACGUGUUCGCUGAGCCGAUCUACCCGGCCAAGACGCUGAUCGCUGAGCCGGUGUACGGCAAGAGCAUUCUCGCUCAGCCAGCUCCGAUCUACGGUGGAAAGGUCCUGUCUUAUGGCCCACAGGUCGCCUACGGAGGCUAUGGUGCCCAUGGCUGGUAAAUGUUUUGACUGUGAUAAUUUAUGGGUUGGAUGCGUGCUAAGAGAUAUUUGUGAUAUGUGCAAGAAUAAACGUUUAUUUAUGUAACCUUA
Anopheles arabiensis is the source of this 1528-nucleotide messenger RNA. RefSeq lists its product as uncharacterized. Bases 101 to 1438 code for a protein of 445 amino acids. Lineage: Eukaryota; Metazoa; Arthropoda; Insecta; Diptera; Culicidae. The record is from RefSeq and is a predicted model, not a curated record. The transcript has 4 exons.